AUGGCUACUACGUUCAAGAACUUCGCACUCGUUGGCGGUGGAGGAGCUCUCGGUAAACCAGUGCUCGAAAGACUCCUCGCAGCCGGCGCCGCUAAAGUCGUCGUGUUCACGAGGCCAGAGUCUACGAGCACAUUCGCUCCGAACCCAAGCCUCUCUGUAGAGAAGGUGAACCUGGGUGACAUUGAUGCUCUCGCGGCCGCCCUGCAGAAGCACAGCAUCGAGGUGCUCGUCUCCGUAGUCGGCCAUGCGGCCCUCGAAGGGCAGCCCAUGCUGAUUGACGCAGCGAAGAAGUCCGGAGUGCAACUCUUCGUACCUUCUGAGUUUGGGUUCCCCACGGAAGGCAUCACCGAUGAAGGCUUCCUGGCUGUGAAAGCCCGUGUUGCUGAUUACGCAAAGUCGCAAGGUUUGCCAAGUUUGCGUAUUUACAAUGGGUUUUUCGCGGAUUAUGCCUUCUUCUUGGGCUCUGUCGAAGAGAAAGGGAAGUUUCUUAUGGUUGAGCCUGGCGACAAAGAGUUUACCCUGACCGCUGUGGCCGACAUCAGCGGAUUCGUCGCCCACGUUCUAAUCAACUUCCCACAAACCAAGCUGAAGGACGCCACCUUCCGCAUUGAAGGAGACCGUAUGACGCUUCGUGACCUCGCCUCUCUCUGCAACACCGUCAAGUCGAUCCCGGUCGAGAUAGUCGACGCAGUUCCUAAGGACGUUGCUUUGGCCGAAGGCAAGCAGUAUCUGAUUGCGCACUUCAACUCUAGGAAAGGUAUUGUGAGCUGGGAUAAUUCGCAGCAAAAGGAUCUGGGUACGAGUGCGAUUUCCAAUGGCCUUUGGGCUGGUCAUACUUGGAAAUCUGUGAAGGAUGUCCUCGAACAGUAAGUUCGAGGAUGAUAUUUGUCAGAUGUAUCACAGAGCCUAAAUUACUUCAUGAAAUCGAGUGUGACGUGUC
Molecule: messenger RNA, 940 nt
Organism: Coniophora puteana RWD-64-598 SS2
Lineage: Eukaryota; Fungi; Basidiomycota; Agaricomycetes; Boletales; Coniophoraceae
Product: NAD(P)-binding protein
Exons: 5
Coding region: 1-870 (289 amino acids)
Source: RefSeq, a predicted model, not a curated record